AUUCCCCGGGUCACAACCAUUCAUUUUCAACCGGGAAUACAUAUCUCCGUAGUAGUUCGUUUAGUGCGUUUCUGCCCGGGAUUUAAUUUCCCGGGGAAAUGUGAUAGACACCACGUACAAAUUUCUGGCUAUGACAAAAAGUAAAGGUUUUAACGAAUAUUUUGGAAUAAUAUCAAUGAGUUUAUCAAUUAAAUCAUAUCAUUUGUAACACUAUAUCCUCAAAAGUGCUGCGUAUCAAUCACAAAGCAGACAGAAGUGGAAGUUGCAGCCCAUUUGAAAUUUACUAUUGGGCGUGUCAUGGUCCACUUUGCCAAACAUGGAAGCAAAAAAUGAAAACAUUUUCACAAUCGUAGAUAAAAUUAUAUGCAACUUGAUCAUCAAAACUGAGGUGUAGCGUCACUUGGGAGCAUCUCUGGUCUGGAUAGCGCGUUAUUGUGUCCUAGGAAUAAACUGAAGAAAUCUGGUACAGCAAGGCAUACACAGAGACACCUAUUGCCUGAAUGUCCGAUCCUGCUAGAGAACUUUUUGCCAUUGUGGAUUGUUUAAGUACCCAGAUGUUGUGUACAGGGUUGUUGUCAUAGCAACAGUAUGGCUCGUAGGAUUCCAGAUAUCACCCCACCAUCCUGGUUGCGGGACUACCAGCAGCAGUCAUCCAAUCGUGGGGCACUUCUGGAGACCCCAGAUCAGCCUUUAAUGGACAUCGAUGACCACCAAGAUGAUGCUCUACUUCCAACACCAUACCAGGAAAGACAUGGUUUACUUCCUACUCCAAUGGACUCUGAUCCCUAUGAUGAGUACCAUUACCCUGGACAAGGGCAGGGGAGGUAUCCAAGAGGUUAUGAGACAGACUCUUAUAGACAUCAUACAGAAAUGGAUUAUAGACGUUAUAGAGAAGCAUACCCACAAUCUGCAAGACCAACGGAGGGUAAGCUUCAAUCUUGGUUACAAAGAAAUUUAGUAAAUCGUAUUAGUAGCCAAUCGGAGCAUUCAGGCUAUGGACAGAAUCGAUAUAGAAAUCAACGUGAAUGUGACUAUGAUCGAACAUAUACUGAAGAUAAUGACCCUUAUCGACCAGCAGUAGUGUCUUCUAAUACCCCUUGGGAUGACACUGAGUCGGAUGAGAGAAACUCAGGUAAUGUGCGGGUAAUUGAUAAAACAGAUACAAACCCACGCAACAAGCCUCUUCAUGUUACCCCUAAUAAACCAUGGGUAACAGCUAAUGAGGUUGACCCUCUGAAGGUCUCUGAGGAACAAGACUUUGAUCCUCAUAGCAAUUGGCAAUCUGACGAAAACUAUGCAAACUUGAAUAGACCCACCGGUCCCUAUAUGAACAAUGACCAAACAUGGAGUACAAAAAAUGAACCCGUGUAUGCUUCGUCAGAGAAACCAUGGGUUCAGACAGCACCUAAAGAAAAGAGUAGUGGUGCCUUUAAUCCACUUGUAGCUGCUGCAGCAAACAUUCUAGCCAAAUUUCCUAAACCAUCAAAACCCCCCACCCCCCAGAGAGCAGAGUCCACAACAACCGAUCCUGCCACAAGCCAAUCAACUGGUGCUGCAGAUAACACUCAGGAGUCAACAGAAUCUUUAAUACCUCUCAUGUUGGGAGGUAAAAAGGACAAAACCAAUGCACAUGAUGAUAACACAGACUUUGAGAACUCAGUGACUGAUAGCACUGUGACAUUAGAAAGCACCAUUGCAGAGACUAUUGAUAUGGAUAGAAGUCGGUCGAACAGUCCUAUGGUUCAGAUUCAUUUAAAGGAUGGUAGGUUUGUAGUUAAUAAAGAAAAUGGUAGUAAUAAAUCAGGUACAACCUCAGAUCAAGCUAGUCACACAGAAUCACAAAAGGACAAUGAUCCAAAUGUUAUGGCUGAUCUUCAGAAGCAAAUUGCAGCUCAGUUAGCAAUUUUAACAGGUCAGGUUCCUAUAUCAUUAGAUUCUCCAUCACAAGUUGAUAAGACUGGUAUAUCAGAAAAUCAAGUUGGUAUAAAAAGUGGUAGUCCAGUUAAAAGUGAGAGCCCAGUUUCAUCAGGUGGUGGCUCUCCCAAUACUAAAGAUGAUGAGGUUCUUAAAGUAGAGGGUUUAGACAUUGCAACACAUGCUUCCUUUCUUGAUACAUUGAGUGGAUCUGUUCCACCUAAGGAUCGUGCCAACCCCAUGUCUGAUAAAGCCUUACCAAAUGAACAAAGUACAGGUCAAUCUUCAACUGUAGCUGAUAUUCCUUUACCUGAAGAUUCAAGCCUAUCUAGACAAUCCACUCCAACCAAAAAACCAUCAAUUGCUAAACAAACAUCCCCAUUCAAGCCAGCUGAUGUGUUGAAACAAAUCGAAGUCUUGAAAAAGCAAGUCACAGAAAACAGUGGAGCUAAUGCUGAGGAAACAAAGAAACAAAUCAGCCAGUUAAAAAAGAAGGUUGCUGAGAAUCUUAAACAAUUAGUCCAGCAAGCUCAAAUGAAACUUGUUAAGCCAGAGAGUGAGACAGUUGAUAAAAAGGAAGAAAAAUUGAGAAAUGAGGUGAAGAAACAUCAUAGUGAGAAAUCAAAGCAUCACUCUAAACGACAUGAAGAAAAGCAUUCACGAUCACAUAGAAGUAAAGACUCCCAAGAAAGAGAGAGGGAGAAGCACAAAGAAAGAGAAGCUAGAAGGAGAGAGAAAGAAAAACAUAUGAAAGAGAAAGAAAAACACAUGAAGGAAAAGGAGAAAGAAAGCCAUAAAAGUGAUGAAAAACAAACUGAAGAGAAAAUUGAUGAUGAUAAUGCAGAACACAUAGAAGAUGGUGAAAUAUUUGAUACUCCUCCAAGAGAGGUAACCAGUCCUGAAAUAAUGAACCAUCCAUUAUCCACUCAUAACACCACACAAGGCUCAAAUUCAGUCACUGCCAACCUAACAAAUAAACCUGGAAUUCAGAUCCAAUUAAUGGAUGGCAAGUUUAUUGUUAAUAAGGAAAGCAGUAGUUCUGAGGUACACAAAUCAACAAAGCUUGAUGUUAAUAACAAGAAACAGAUGAUGAAUGAUGAUCUCAAUCAAUCACCAGUUGCAUUCAGUGGACAGACUGCUGCUUCUAAUGAUCCCAGGAAAGCAUUUUAUGACAAAAGUCCUUCCCGCAUACCAUCUCUUAUGGCACACGUUCAACCACCCCUUAUGCCUCAUGAGCUCCUUUCCCCUGAUGUAAAGACAGCAUUUAAGCUCAGUAUGAAUCAAUCAGCGAGUAAUGUAAAACCAUUAAUGGGUGAACAGGAGAAGUUAAGCAGUAUUAAACCUUUAAUGAGUCAACCUGUAAAACAACAAGAUCCCAGGAGAAGUUUUUACAAAAUAGCUAAAGAUCCCAGGACUGUUGGGAUUGAUCAGUCGAAGAUGCACAUAUCUGCACAAUCAGAUCUUUAUUCUGCUAAAGAUGUUACUAAUAAAGUGAAUGAACCCCAUAAGACCUACCUGCCAAAACCUGGGGAUACCCCAUAUAAUGGACCUGCUACUUUACCACACAGUCAACAAAAUAGAGCACUCCUUACUAUGGUCCCAAGGAACAUCAGGGUUAAGAGUGAUUCUCCUAAACCAAAGACACUAGGUUUGAAAUCAAACACAGCUGCUUCAGAUAAAGACACUGAUAUUAGAUCUCAGAAUCAGAAUCUUAUAGCACUCACACCAAGUGGAAAUGCUUCAAUUGAAUUGCCAACAAAUUCUGCAGACAGUAAUGUCCAAGGUAGUCAGAAAUCCACACACAAUAUGCAGAGGAAUAUUGACUCAAAGCAGGAACAAGGUCAUUCUAAUUUUUCUCACGAUGUAGAUAUGAGAGUACCACUUCUCCCUACCCCACCACCAGCCAAUAAAGUUUUAAUUGACAUUAAGCUUGAUGAUACAGAUUUCACUGUUGAUUAUACAGAAAAGAUUCCAGGUAUUAAAACACAGAAAUCAUCCAGAUGGGAUGUCAAGACGAGAGAAAUUGGCCAAAGUCCUAGAGAUAUUGUAAGCCCAAGACAGAUACAAACUAGUCCUAGAGAUGUACCAGGCAGUAGUCCACGAAGUGUGCUUUCCAGCCCAAGAGAUUCAAUAAGUAGUCCAAGGGAUGUAUCUAAUAGCCCAAUUGGUUUGAGUCCAAGAGAUACACCUAGUAGCCCAAGAGAGGCACAGCACAGUCCAAGGGGGGAACCAAUAUCUGUGGUAAGCCAGAAACGCCCGGACGUAUCCAUGCAAAAGAAGGCACAUGAUAUCUGGACCAAAGGUGCAUAUAUGCCAGUUCAACCAUCCAGUAUAUUAAAGAAAACACCUUCAAAUUUCUCAGAGGAGGCAAAGAAUGUCCCAUAUACAAACAACUCAUUUAAAAAGCCAUCAUUCAAAAAACCUGAAAACAGUUAUAAUGUGAAACCCAACAAUGUUAAACCAGUAAAGCCACCUGUUACUGAUCUCAAUAAACAAACCACAUAUUCAACACAGAGAAUAAAUGCAGAAAAUAUGAAGAAAAUGAUGGUACUAUCUUCAAAAAAGGAGUCUUCUGGCAAGUCACUUGAUAUACAAACAAAAGAGAAAAAGGGAAGCAGCAAACCUAUUACCUCAAAAAUGAUGUCUUCACCUAACAUUGACAAUGUGUCACACCCACUUGGGAAAUAUAGUAUUCCAAAGAAAUAUAAACCACCACAACAUGACAUGAAGAUGCCAGACAAAGAGUCAGUUGCAUCCUUCAAAAUACCCAAGAAAAAUAAAGCAGAAGAACAACAGCAAACAGCUUUUGCUAAACCAGCCAAAUCUGAUAAAAAGGAUCCAGCCGAUGAUUUGAAAAAAUUAGAAUCCAAAACAAAUUUAAAGGUUAAGAUUGAAAAAAAGUCUGAUGCCGUUCAUAAAGUUGAGAGUAACAGGAAGAGAGAAAAGGCAAAAAGAGAUGAAGAGGAAAAAGAGAAAAAGUUACAUAAAGUGAAACAAGAAGAAACCAAACAUUCAGAGAAGAAAGUUGAUGAUUCUAAUAAAGGAACAAAACAAAGUCAUCAAUCUGAAAAACAAUUUAAAACAUCUGAAAAUCUUACUGAAAAACCAUCAAAAGCUCAAGAAAUGGUCAAAGUACCGAAAGUAGAUGCCUCCGUAAAAACUCCAGAAAUACUAAAUAUCAAAGAAAAGGAAAAUCUUAACGGAAAUGGGUCAGGCUGUGGAACUGAUAUGGAGAUUGAUUUGGAUGAUAUAAAUAUUGGAGAAGAAAUAGAUGCAUCAGACCUGGAGAGUGCUAUUGCAUCAUCAUUUGGUGAUGAACCGAAAAAGCCAAAAGAAGAACUCCCUAUCAAAUGUUUGGAUUGUGAAACCAGUUUUAAACUACAAAGGGAUCUUGAUGCUCAUAGAUUAAAGUGCCCCAAGGUUUUAGAAAAGGAAAAGGGUGAUAAGUAUGAAUCGAUAUUUGAAAGUGUUUUAGGGAAAAAAGAAAUUACAAGCACUAGUAGUGUUAAGACACUUGUUUGUAAGCUAUGUGAGUACUCAACUAAAGACAUCAGUGUUUUUGAGACACAUGUAGAACAUCAUGGCUGUGAUGCUCCUUACAAGUGUGAACUUUGUAACUACGCCAGUGAACGUAAAACUGCAAUCAAGCUCCAUCAGACAAAGUUCCAUAGUUUUAAGGCGUCAAAGUAUUUUAACAGCAAAAUGAAGACUUAUGAUUGCAAGGAGUGUGAGUAUACUUGUCUCCGUUCUACCAAUUUAAAAACACAUUUGCGAUACCAUAAUGUCAAGGGUAUGUUCAGAUGUGAAGUAUGUUCAUUUUCUUGUGAAAAGGAAGGAAAUAUUUCUCUUCAUGAAAGGAAGUAUCAUAAACAUCUGAUUGGCAGUGAUGAUGAAAGAGAUGAUGACAAUGAAAGCAAAAAGAAUGCACGGUCCUCUCCAAGACUGACACACCCAAAAGGACACAGACAAAAUUAUCUUAUUUCAGAAAAAGACAGUGAUAUAAUCUCAGGUAAAUCUAAAUUGAAUGAGAAAAGAAAAUGUCCUGUUGAUGGAUGUCCUUAUUUGAUACGAAUGAAUAAAAAAACUGAACUUACGAAACACCUGUUGUGCCAUGAAGGCAGAGGAAGUUACAAGUGCAGUGAAUGUAGCUAUACAAAUGACAGUAUGAUCUCUUUGAAACUCCAUAAAAGAUUACACAUCAAGUAUGGUCGAAGAUAUGUCCAUGAAAGCUCUGAAGAUGAAGAAGAACAAACAAAAGUAUUACAUUGCCCAAACAGGUUAUGUCCAUUUGUGACAAAACUGAAGCAAUCAUUAGAUGUUCAUAUUCGCCAUCAUAAUCAAAAAUUUAAGUUCAGAUGUGCAAAGUGUGGCUUUUCAUGCACAUCACGAUCAUCUUUGUACCACCACCAAAAGAGUCAUGAUAAAUUAUUGACUGAUGUUAAGGAAAAAAUAAUGUCACCUGUUAGAGAACCUGUUGGGAAAAUACCUAAUGCAAAACAAUGCAAGCAUUGUGACUAUGAGUCAAGAAAUCAAUCGUUGUUGAAAAGACAUAACAAGUUCCAUUAUAGAAACAGAAAGAAGAAACACAAAUGUGUAAAAUGCUCAUACUCUUCAGAUUAUAAGUCUACUGUAGCUGAGCAUGAAAAGCUACAUCAUAUUGUAAGAAUUCACAAAUCAUAUAGGUCAUUAAAUAAGUUACGAUUCAUCAAGAAGAAAUAUGACCCAAAGAACCUGAUAAAGAGGGGAUGCCAUGUUCUCAUUGAAAAUAUAGAUAUUGAACUGGGAGAGAAAUUCACUAAUAUCACCACCAAUAAGAAAUUAAAGAAGCUUAUCCAGCAGAAAAAGAUCAAAGAUAAAGCAGAAGAUGACAAAGAGCCUGAGAAAGACUUUGAACCUAGUAUAGAUGUUGACUUUGAAGAUUUGACACAGUUCUAUUGUCAGCUGUGUCCAUAUAACACCCCGAAUAGCCAGUUUUACAGGAGGCAUAUACUACAUCACAACAUUAUAAGUAACCAUACUUGUCAUGUUUGCUCCUACAGCUCCAAUGACUUUGAUGCUUUGAAGCGCCAUGUAGAAUGGCACAAUGAGAAAAGCUUGCUCAUUGAGAACAAAACAACAUAUGUACAAAGAUUUGAAUAUAAUUGUAGUCUUUGUGGCUAUAAAUCAAAUUCAGGAAAGGCAUUCAUGUAUCACAAAGAAUGUCAUAGUUACAAGUAUCACUACAGAUGCCACCUUUGUAGCUAUAGUAAUGACCUUGCCCUGAGAGUUCAGUAUCACUUCAAGAGACAUCAUACUUUCCCAGAGCUAGAGCAAUCAGACCAUAUGCUCAAUGAAGCUGUUCAAAAGAGAGAUCUGAAGCCUAGAUUUAUAAAUAAAGGACCUGAUUUUGUAAGAUGUGCAUUUUGUCCAUAUAAAACAGGUGUGAUUGAGAAUCUUGAAAGGCAUCUACAGUUUCAUAAACAGAACACCCAGUACAGGUGCAGCUAUUGUUCGUACAGUUCAGUAAAGCAGGAAACACUGAACAAGCAUGUGAGACUUCACUUUGGUACAUUCUGGGAGUCUCCACGUAGCAUCACCAGUCUUGAAGAUAUCCCAGAACCAACAAAUACAGGUCUCUAUCGAAUCAGGGAAUUCAUACCUGCUAAACCCAAACCCAUUAUAACACAAGAGGAGCCAAUCGAGAAAGAAAAUAUUGUCAACAUGGAAGUAGAUGGCCCUAUGAAGACUGAGGAAGGACAUUUUGACCAAUGCGAGAGUGAACUUGAAGCUGUAUCAACUGCUGAUGAUGCUGAUGGGGAAGAAUCAUUAAGUACAUCAGAUUGUGAAUCUGUUGCUAAGCCUAACCUUACCACACUGACAGGUACAAAUCAGAAGACAUACUCUGGAUUGAAUAUGUUUGAUAGCAUCAAGAAAUACAGCACGAUGCAGUCCAGUGAUUCAUUUUCUGAAAGUGAAACAGAAGGAAAGGGUUCUCAAUGUAUCAAGUUGACAUCUAGUGGAAUUGAAACUGUUGUGUCCAAUAUUAUUGAUAAACUUAUAACAGAUGAUGAAACCAAUGAACCUGAAAUGGAACAUCC
This is a messenger RNA of Owenia fusiformis, 7991 nucleotides long. NCBI's taxonomy places the organism in Eukaryota, Metazoa, Annelida, Polychaeta, Sabellida, Oweniidae. The record is from the annotation of a GenBank genome assembly.